Messenger RNA from Esox lucius (northern pike), 6745 nucleotides. RefSeq names its product G protein-coupled receptor 158b (gene gpr158b). Lineage: Eukaryota; Metazoa; Chordata; Actinopteri; Esociformes; Esocidae. Gene Ontology annotation, molecular function: G protein-coupled receptor activity. The transcript is spliced from 11 exons. Gene Ontology annotation, cellular component: membrane. Gene Ontology annotation, biological process: G protein-coupled receptor signaling pathway. The record is from RefSeq and is a predicted model, not a curated record. Bases 562 to 4521 code for a protein of 1319 amino acids.
AAUCCGUCACGGUUCUUUCCACUGGCCACUUUCAGCACGGGACAGCUCCCCGCAUCUCGCCCCACCCAUAUUACACCACCUCGCAGAGACGAUUGGCGGCAAUAAUAGCUACGCGCGUCUACGACCCUUCAGCCUGUUCUAGGAGGAUUGUGGUUACGCGGUUUGAGUUUUACCCUUGUCACCGUACGCGACUUCCGGAGCUCAACGCUGCAAUAACAAAACUGUUCAUAAUACUGCAUAGCUGUUUGGAGCUGGUAGGGCGUCCCUUCCAACUAAAACUGUCUGGGCAUAAACAGGAUUGGUAUAGGCUAAUGUAGAAACAUCUGCCCCAUAGUCGGUUGCAGAGCGUGAACGGCGUGCGAGGAAUCAAGUAAAGUCGAGGCAACGAUCAGAGCUCUAGCACGGAGGAGAAUGUCCGGAAGGAGUAGCCUACAGCUUUUUUUAGUAGGCUAUAUUUGAUUGGCACCUUGUGUUAUUGAAUAGGGAUGAAACGAAAUCAUCUAUUGUGCAGGUGCCCCUACGCCUCUCAGUUUAGUCGUUGCGCGUAAGCGUUUUGUUUUUAUGAUCAACCGAGUGCAAACGGAUUCGUCACUUGUCGGUAAAGGCGGUCACAUUAUGGCUUUUUUCUCUAUUCACCUGCUACUUCAAAUGGGAUUCGUUGUUGGAUCCAACUAUGGGUACGUAGAAUGGUCUGAUAACGAUAGAGACGCUGAAAUACGAGCGAAGAUCCCGACUAUUUACAGCACUCAAAAUAUCCACAAGGAAGUGCAGCAACAUCCAACUUAUUACCCAGGACCCGCGACGGAGCGCACUGUAGUGGCGCACAAAAUCGAAGAGGACCUGCCUAGGGUGGUGACAUCCUUUCUGCACACGGGAGACUCAUCGGCUUUGAAACAAGUCAAUUGUUCUCGGAGAUACGAGCUGAGUAGUCUCCGCGGUGGAACGCAUGUGGCCUCUCAUUACUCACUCCACGGAGUGCUGGACACUAUGACGCACGCGGCCAACUUCCUGAACUUGAUUUUACAAGCCAACAGGUCGCGAGAGCACAGCCUUCGGCGAGAUAUUCACUGGUACCAUGCGCUGGUUAGGAGUAUUAUCGAGGGGGACCCCAAAAUUCACAGGGCAGUUGUUACGUUCCAUACAGAUGCUCCGACGCCCGGUCCUCACGUUUUUCUUCAAGCGACAAGAACUGACAGGGAAGUGGUCCUCCAGGACCUUUCCAACUCUGCUCAUCAUCGUCUCAAGAGCAGGAGCCCUGAUUCUGAGUGGUUUAACGAGUUCAGAGACCGAAAGAAAACGCACGUGCAGACACGAGCGUCCGACCAAGACCCCAAGUCAACUCAAAAUGUCUACAUUCUAGACAAAAGUCAAAUCAAGUGGUCUGCGCCUUACUUGGAAUGCGAGCAUGGGAAUUUCGUACCACACUGGCUACUCACCUUAUCGGCCGGUUUUUAUGGGUUGAAGUCAAAUUCUGCACCAGAGUUCAGAGGUGUGAUUCGAGUGGAUGUCAACCUACAGGAUGUGGACAUUGACCAGUGCUCCAGCAGUGGCUGGUUUGCUGGAACCCACCGCUGUGACCAGACCAGCAUGGAGUGCACCCCCAUUGGCGGACAUGGAUUCGUGUUGGACAAGUACAGAUGCCAGUGCCGGAGUGGCUUCUACUACCCAAGCAAAGUGGCGCUCAACGGCUUCACAAGGAAAGAGAGCAAUGGUCACGACCCCCCAGAGGUGUCCAGUAAGUGCCUGCCAUGCCGGGAGGGCUGCCCCUACUGCCUGGACGAUGCUCCCUGUCUGGCUCAGGAGGACGGGGCGCUUCGGCUCACUGUUACCACCUUCCAGGGCCUCUGCAUGCUGAUGGACCUGGUCGCCAUGGUGCUGGUCUACCACUUCCGCAGGAACAAGAGGAUCCGAGCGUCUGGUCUUAUUCUCCUGGAAACAAUCCUGUUUGGCACCUUGCUUCUCUACUUCCCAGUGAUGGUUCUUUACUUCACACCAAGCAUGUUCCGCUGUAUCCUCUUGAGAUGGGUGCGCCUUCUGGGCUUUGCCAUAGCCUAUGGGACAAUAAUUCUGAAGCUUUACAGGGUGCUGAAGGUGUUCCUGUCCCGCACAGCCCAACGGACCCCCUACAUGACCAGCUGGCGUGUGCUACGGCUGCUGGGCGUCAUCCUCCUGGUUGUGCUGUGGUUCCUGGUGGCCUGGACCUCGGCCGCGUGCCAGGCGCCCGACCGGACCGUGGCCCUGGUCGACGUGGGCCUCACGGCCGACGGGCUGCAGUUCAGCAUGUGCCUGCUGGACCGAUGGGACUACAUGAUGGCAGUCGCUGAGUUCCUGUUUCUGCUGUGGGGAGUUUACCUGUGCUACGCCGUGAGGACAGUCCCAUCAGCCUUCCAUGAGCCGCGCUACAUGACCGCUGCCAUACACAACGAACUCCUUAUAUCUGCAAUAUUUCACACCAUUCGGUUCACUCUGGCCCCUCUGUGGCACCCAGACUGGAUGCUCAUGCUGGUCUUUUCUCACACACACCUCACCGUGACAGUGACUCUGGGGCUGCUGCUUGUUCCCAAGUUUCUGUCCACAGGAACUCAAGCAAGGGAUGACAUUGCCACUGAAGUCUAUGAGGAGGAGCUGGACAUGGGCCGGUCUGGGUCAUAUCUCAACAGCAGCAUUACCUCAGCCUGGAGCGAGCACAGCCUGGACCCCGAAGACAUACGAGAUGAGCUCAAGAAGCUCUAUGCCCAGCUGGAGGUGUACAAGCACAAGAAGAUGCUGGCCAACAACCCUCACCUGCAGAAGAAGCGGAGCUCCAAGAAGGGUCUGGGCCGUUCCCUCAUGAGACGCAUCACUGAGAUCCCAGACAGCAUGCACCGCCACGGGAGUCACGGGAGCCGGGAGGACCGCGAUGGCAGCGAGCAUGGCAGCAACCGCAGCACCCUCCGACGGAACCCCUUUGACCCAUCCCACUCGGGUCACAAGCCCAGGGAGGACUCUCUGAAGAACAAGGUCCUGGCUCUGAAGAAGUCGCACAGCUACGACCACGUCUCUGACCAAGGGGAGGAGACUGCUGGUGGAGGGGGCGCGGGCGGGGACAAAAUGCCAGCUGGUGAGGGUUCCUUGCUGGGAUCCCUCAUGAGGAGGCAGGUGAAGAAGUCACCUGAGCCCACCCCGAAGGUCGAAUCCACAGAGUCAGUACCCUUGGUCUGCAAGUCAGCCAGUGCGCACAACUUCCCGGUGGAAAAAAAGCCUGUCCACUUGAGGACCUCCAUCAUGCAAAAGUCACUGAGUGUCAUCACCAGUGCCAAAGAGAAGAUGCCCGGACUCAACAGCAAGAAUCAAACCACAGAGGAUACCAGCAAGAAGGCACCCAAAGGCCACGACGGGAGGAUGCUGUCUGAGGUGGAGGAGGCGGACGAGAUGGAGUGCUACCCUAAGAUGAUCAUCAGCCAGUCUGUGGAGUACUCUAAGACGCCCAUGGGCAAGAUGGGCAUCAUGAAGCAGCAGGUGAGCGGCAGCCAGCCGUCCAUCAAUACAGAACCAGGCAGAAACCUGUAUGACCUCUCCGAGGUGUGCCCAUGGGACGUGGAGGACGCCACAACCCCCUCAGAGGGUAAAGCCCAGAAGCACGUGUCCAUCGCUCCGGGAGAGACCACCACGGUCCACGGGGGUGGCGGCACGAGCAACCCCAAGGGCUGUCGCACCCAGCCAAAGCCGCAGAGAGCCGCAGGGGAAUCGCCCGUGGGCCGACGCCGUUCCAGGGACGCGGGGGGCGAACAAGACGAGGCCAAGGAAACAAGGAGGCCCAGGUCUCCGAGAUCCUCGCUCACGCUCAAACCGGAGGGUGGCCCUUGGGCCUUUGAGGAACUGCCGGUGUUGGGCGGCGAUUCAGACUCCAUUUCCCCCGAGAGAAUCCGACGUAAGAAGAGCGUCACCCCCACCGAUGGCAAGCCCAAGGUCCUCCAUUCGGACCACUCGAAAUCCACGGGCAGUCUGCUGCAGCCGCCCACCCUGAUGGUGGACAUCUGUCCCUGGGACUACAGUGAAGCCCCACCCCUGCCUUCCCCCGUCCAGGGGACCUGUUCCAGCCCUACGUCUCACUCCAAGCGGAAACGAAAAGGCUCCUGCUCCUCUAAAGAUAAAGGGGAGAGGAGUGAGAGGGAGAAAGGUGGAAGGAACAGGGAGGAAGAGAAACCACACGGUUCAAAGAGCAAGGAGAGGCGGAGCUCCGCAAGCCGCCCCUUGGAAAAACGCCGUGUCAGCCAGUCCUCGGAGGGCUGCCCGGUUGCCGUGCCGACGUCCGGGAGACGGAGGAGCUCGACAAGAUACCCAGAGGCAUCAGAGAACAAGAGGGCAGAGUCGUGCCCAUUGGAGGUAGAGGACACACCCACUAGCCUAGUACAUACAAAGACUUCUCCUGCAAAAGAAAACCACUUGAGUACUAAUUACAAACAACCAGUGAGCACUGCCAAAAAGGUUGAUGUUUGCCCUUGGGAUUUUGAAGACAAUGGUUUAGAGAAAAGCGCAUGAUAGUUUACAUGAUAGACUGUAAAUGUUUUGUAUUUAUGACACAAAAGCGCUGAAAACAGUUAUAGAUAAAAGAGGUAGAAAAGAAAUGUGCGGAAAACCUUUUGCUCUGAACAAACCCGUGGUGUCAAAGUAAUUUUGUUAAUAAAAACAUGACACUACUGUUUGUUAAAUCAUUCCAAAAAAAGUAUUAAUUCAAUAACAAAGUUGUGUUGUUAGUUGUGGAAUUAUGCAACUCAAAGUCACUUUAUCCUCAAAGUAGAGAAAUCUUAAGUCAGCACUAUUCGCUUGUACAUUUGCUGUUUGUGUUUUUUGCAGGUUUUGUCAACACUCGUCAACACAUUAAAUAUGUACUAUCUGUUGUGAGUGACACUGACCUGAUUCCUGUCAACAUUCUAUGUGAGACUGGUUUAUCCAGGAACGUAUCUGGUGAACUGGCCUAUUUAUGUAAAAACCUUUUUGAUCAUACUGUCGCCAUUUUGUCUUUAUUGUCUUUGCUGUUUUUUUGUGAUGUAGUGGUCAGUGUGUAAAUUGCAUAAUAUUCGUUUUGAAGCUCAGUGCACAGGUAAUGUAAGCCAUAAUUUUGGACCUCAUGGAUUGUGCAAAAGAUAUGAAUUAAAAUUUUUUAUUAAGAGACAUGGGUUCAUAGAUGCAGAAUACCUGCAGUACAUGAGGAUAUACAGUGUACCUUGAGGAAAAGGUAUCUCACCUUUAUUUGGUCUCCUUUCUGUCAAACAUGCUUCAUAUUGUUACUAUUUUAUUUAUUUAUUUAGUUUUUUUUUUAUUGUUGUAGAAUGUGGCAAAGCACAUCAAAAAACGAAAAGAUUAUGUCCAUUCGUCAACUCUCUUCCAAAACAUUUGGGAGUGAAAGUGUAGUAGUUUAUGUUGCCUAUUAUAUUCAAUGUUCAUUACACUUAAAAUGCAACUUAAACCAUAAAGCCACAACAACAAGCUUUAAUGUUUACAUGUGCAUUUAUUUAAAAUAGAUCACUGCAUAAAUAUAUUGUAGCAGUAUUUUAAUCCUUAAAACUAUUGGUUUCCCACUUUUUGGGAUGUUGACCCUACCUUACAUGAAUAUGUACAUCCGGGGUUAAUGAUUGACACAUUUUGACACAUUUUGUUUGCUCCUUUCUCCCAAGCAUCAAAAUAUUUACAUUUUAAAUUUGUGUACGCAACAUCAUUUUACAGGGCUCAUGAACCAAAGGGUAAGGAAGCAAAGUCGAAAGUGGUCUGUAUAUUUUUACAGCUGUGCACGCAUUCCUUUAUUCAUUUUAAUUUUUUUAUAAACCUGAACUCGUAGCUUUACCAUUUGAAAUCAAUACCUUAAAAGUCCAUUUGUGUCUGUUUACAUCCCAUCCUUAAUCCUAAACGGGACCCAUUUUGGUUUCACUUUUACAGUGUUUGAUGGACAGUUAAGAUAUGCCGCCAUAUUGCAUAAUUGAAAAUUCGAACUAUGGCAAAAUUGCAGACACCCAACGAGAUGGCAUAACAUUUUUAUCAUGCACAUAUUUUCCUGCAGAUUCAGAUUUAGUUAUAUUUAAAGUUUAGAAAAAUACUUUUGCCUGCUUUCCAAAUGCAUUGCCAUGUUCAUCAAAAACAAAAUCUAGCACGAGUUGCCAUGGCUCCCACACGUAUGUGUGUGUAUGCGUGCGUGUAUGGCGUUUGUAUGCUUUCUUGCAUGAAUGUUUGUAUGUUCGUGUGUACCAUCACUGGAAUUGCAUGAAAAAACAUGCAGAUUUGUCGUCAUUAUUAAGUCACCCUUCAUUUACAUAGCCACUGUAACCUUUCAUCGUUGUGGAUUCUGUCUACUUCACAGUGCUUCUGGUAAAUGUUGAAAAAGACAUACGGGGUCCCAUUCAUUAUUCACAACAUUUUGUAUGUGACAUACUCUGUUUCAUUUUGUUUUCUUCCAUUUUUAAGACCCAGCUAAUGAAUUCUGCGAUGAUGUUGUAUCUAGUAAUACUAAUGCUUCACUGCCUCUGCAUGACAAUAAAAACAUAUUUGGGCCCGAAGUCUCACUGUUCUUUGCAAACCCUGUUCGGUCAGACUGUUACGAACUGUUGAGUGAACUUGUACCACUGUUGUAUCGUAGGUAUAAUGCUUCGUAACAAACCGUUGCAUCCAUAUGGGUAUAUUUAUAUUGUAAAUUUAUACUGUGUUCUGUUGUAAACGCAUGUACAUACAUACCUUCCCCCUAAACCUGCAAUAAAUAUUUCUAUAAAACUCA